This is a messenger RNA of Electrophorus electricus (electric eel), 6199 nucleotides long. RefSeq names its product myocardin (gene myocd). NCBI's taxonomy places the organism in Eukaryota, Metazoa, Chordata, Actinopteri, Gymnotiformes, Gymnotidae. Gene Ontology annotation, cellular component: nucleus. Gene Ontology annotation, molecular function: transcription coactivator activity. Gene Ontology annotation, biological process: cardiac muscle cell differentiation; smooth muscle cell differentiation; positive regulation of transcription by RNA polymerase II. The record is from RefSeq and is a predicted model, not a curated record.
UAAAGGAAGUGUCACACAAGACAUGCUCACCCAGCACAGGCAAAAGGCAGCGACACUUACUGAGCUCUGUCAGUUUGGCUACUGCCCUGCCUGCCAUCAAUGACUAUUGCCUGUUGCUCUGCGUCGUGUGGUCUGUUGACGUGGCCCAGGAGCCUCAAUGCAGUCUGGAGCUGAAGAACGCUUCAGUCGAUGUCGUGAUCUUCCACGUUUCUGUCUGAUGAUGAAGGAUUUACGAUGAUGUGCCUGUGGCCCUUCCAUGGCAGCAGUUGAGAAGAUUUGGCGAGUCGACGUGUGUGCUGCGAGCAGAGUGAAGGCCCUGUCACACCGGAGCCUGACCGCUCCCCACCUUGACCGCACCCCACCCUGAGCCGAACAGCUGCACUCACCCUCUGGCCGUGCGACUGUCCAUUCCUAAUGCAAUGACCCUCUGCGCGUCCGGGUUUCAAUGAAAUUCCCCAGGGCGACAGACCGUGGGUGAUCCGGAGGGUAGGGGAACACGGCCAGUGCCAUGAACGCCGUGAAGAGCAGCCAGCGUCCCGAACAGAGCGUCCAGCGGGACUGCAGGAACCAGGAGGCGCCCAGCGGUCCGACCUCUUUGAGGGCGACCCCUCAACCCCGCUCCCACACCAAGAACGUUCUACAGUUGAGGCUCCAGCAGAGGAGGACGAGAGAGCAGUUAGCAGACCAGGGCAUCAUGCCUCCCCUGAAGAGCCCGGCUGCAUUCCAUGAGCAGAGGAGAAGUCUGGAGCGAUCCAAGACUGGAGAUUAUCUGAAGCAUAAAAUCGGCAGUAGACCAGAGAAAUCGGAACUUAUCAGCAUGCAUAUCCUACAAGACUCAGCCGUCGAGGGCUCUGCUCAGGAACCACCGAACAAACUGAGGCGUGCCCGGCUUGCGGACGACCUCAACGAGAAGAUCGCCCUGAGACCAGGCCCUCUGGAGCUGGUUGAGAAGAACAUCAUUCCUGUGGACUCCAGCCUUAAAGAGGCCGCUGUGAAAGCGAACCAUGGGAAGUUCCCCAAACAGGAGGACUCGUACGCGUUCGAGGAGGACAGCGGUAGCGAGAGCCUGUCUCCGGAGCAUCCCCUCAGUGACGAGUCCCAGAGCUCAGCCGGAGCCUUGGCCGAGAGCAAAGCCAGCAGUGCCCCCUCACCCUCACAGGGCUCACAUGAAAAUGCUACUCAGAACCAUGAAGAAAGCAGCAGCGUGCCGCCCACCCAGACAGUUCCAGCCAUCCGAGUUCCUGCCAUCAUCAAGUCCAAAACGUCGGACAAGAGCCGGCCCAAGAAGCCCAAGGAUGUGAAGCCGAAGGUGAAGAAGCUUAAGUACCACCAGUACAUCCCACCGGACCAGAAGGCGGAGAAGUCGCCUCCACCCAUGGACUCGGCCUACGCCCGCCUGCUGCAGCAACAGCAGCUGUUCCUGCAGCUGCAGAUCCUCAGCCAGCAGAAGCAACAGCAGCAGGGGACGCGCCAGCCGGCCACGGCCCAGAGCUUCGGCUACGGCCCGCCACAGCAGAAUCCGCUGGCCAAGCAGGCAGGCGAGCGGGACGCGCCCGACGGCUCCGGCUCCACGUCUCCGGUGAAGAGCUCCUACUGCGGUCCGGCCGGCGUCUCGCCCGUCAGACCAGGGCCUCUGCCCGCCAACCUCGACGACUUGAAAGUGUCCGAGCUCCGGCAGCAGCUGAGAAUACGAGGCCUCCCUGUGUCCGGCACCAAGACGGCCCUGAUCGAGAGGCUGCGACCUUACAAAGACCCGAGCUGCAGUUCGCCCUCCUCCUCUGGAGACAUCACCACAGUGACCUUCCCGGUGACACCCACCGGCUCCUCCUACCAGUCUCCCGGCUCCACCAUGUCGCACACGGGCGGCUACUACCCCUUCUGCAGCACCGGCUCCACACCGCCUAUCUCACCCGCCUCCUCAGACCUGUCCGUGGGCGGCUCCCUGCCCGACAGCUUCAGUGACGUGGCUUUGUCAUCGCCGCGGUUCGGCCUGCAGCCUUCGCCCACGCCGCCGAGCGCUGACGAGAGCCCUGCGGCGGGCGGCUGCCCGCACGGAGAUGCCCCGGAGGGCCUGGACACCGAGAAGGACAAGAUGCUCGUGGAGAAGCAGAAGGUGAUCGAGGAGCUGACGUGGAAGCUGCACCAGGAGCAGCGGCAGGUGGAGGAGCUGCGCAUGCAGCUGCACAAGCGCAAGCGCACCCACGGCGGCCCGCCCGAGCCCCCGCCCCCGCCCCACCCGCUCCGCCCACAGCCCCCGGCCCACAUGCAGCAGCACUUUUUCGGGGUGUCCGUCAAGCAGGAGCACGUGGCCUCCAGCUGCCCGCUGGCCUCGAAGCAGCCCAAGUGCGGGCCCCCGGGCAGCUGCAUCGAGGGUAUGGGGCACUGCGGCCUGGGCGGCCCCGCUUCCGGGAGCCCCUCCGGGCUGUCGGCCUACCUGAGCCCUCAGUGCUCGCCCCAGGACUCCCCCGUCACCAAGAGCUCCAGCAGCCCGCAGCCUAGCAGCCUCCCAUCCUCACCCAGCCACCCGUACCUGCUCACGCCUCCCCUGGGCAGGGACAGCUGUUCUCACCCCUUGCCGCAUGGUGGAGCCAGACCACACCCCAUGCAGCUCCAGCAGAAGGGUGCCUGCCAGCCCGUAAGCUGCUCCUAUGCACCUGACCAAAGAAGCAUGCAGCCCAUGUACGAGAACAGCCUCAUGACCAGGGGGUCUCCCAAGGUCAAGACCCCAGACAUGCAGGCGAAGAUGGCACUGUUGCACUGUGGCAGGCACAUUGGCCAUAAGUGUGACUUCUCCUCCACUGCCUUGUGUAGCUCAGCCUCUCCUGCAUCUGCCGUUAGGCAGCCGCCCUGCUACGAGGAUGCAGUGCAGCAGCAGAUGACCAGAAGCCAGCAAAUGGACGAACUUCUCGAUGUCCUUAUUGAGAGCGGAGAAAUGCCAGCUAACGCCAAAGAAGGGAGGUGCCCUGUAACCAAAGUUGUGCCUCACCUUACAGUUCCACCCAGCAGCGCUGGCGCCGCGGCCAUCCCAAAGUUCCACAGACACUACGGCCACGUGGCAGCCUCUAUGAUGCCAUACGAGCACGCUGCCGCGGACUGCCACCUGGAGGUGCUCCUGGGGAGCCCCAUGACCCGGCCGGGCGACAUCAUGCCGCUGAAGAUGGCCGCCGAGGACGCCCCACUGGAGGAGGUCGGAGAGGGAUUCGCAGGCCAUCGCCACGAUGACAAGUUGCUAGGCAACCGCGACAUGAUGGACACCCCUUUGAGCCCCAUGGCCACCAAAGUGUCGCCAGUGGCCACCGACAGCCAAGGGCUCGGGAUGACCUAUACGGAAUCGCCGUGGGAGGCCAUGGAAUGGCUGGAUUUGACUCCGCCCAGCUCAGCUACGGCGUUCGGCAGCGGAAUGCCUCCGGCUGGACCCAGCAUCUUCAACACGGAAUUCCUAGAUGUGACGGACAUCAACUUGAACUCUGCCAUGGACUUGCACCUAGAGCACUGGUGAAGCUGAUGAGAACCUUCCAAAAACACAAUAAACCCAGCUAGAUAGAUACAAGGGCACUAUACCACAGUAAUGCACUGCACAGCACUUCACACUCAUGCAGAUGUCCCUUUACAGUGCUUUAAUAGUCAAAAUGACCCUCUCAGCAAUUGUACAACCAACCAGCAUCAGGCUGCCAUGUUGUAAUGAUGAGUCAGUCAAGAGAUGGAUGCCAUCACCACAGGUGCCUUGGGGAGAAGACCUCCUUUCUAUAGUUUUACUUUCAGUGUAGCUCUUAUUACUUGCGCUGAUCCAUCAAAACUUGAAAAUCCUUUGGACUACAUAUUCCAGGAAAGAACGUUUUAAUUACUGGAAACGGGAAAAACCUACAAACCAAAUUGCAUUGAAACACAUCUAUAAUUCGACAGUGUUAGCAGUCCAUUUGUAAAUAUUACACUUCUGGUACAAAGUUGUUGUUUUUUUGCCCUGCACAUUCAUGGUGUGUGGAAACACUUCGGAAGUGUUCACUAAAAUCAAUUUAUCAUCACAUAUUGUAAUGUGCUUUGUAAAUAUACAUUAAUGCUCACACUGCACCUUGAGUAGUAUAGAACUUUGACACAUUUGGCUUUGCAUAGAUUUUUGGAAAGCAUGUAAUUAACUCUUUUCACUUAUUUUCUGUUUCCAUUCCCAUUUAGUCAUUUUUAUUUAUUUAGACAGCUGAGAUUUCUUGUGCGAGAUAGAAUAAAGAGAUCGACCAAUAUGUGCCCAUUUUACAACCACUGGAGCCUUAAGGACCAUUUAAGUCAGUCGGAACCGCGACAGUGUUUGAAUGUUAUUUCCUAAUUGAAUGUGGAGAAAAACAGGCCUGUAUCAUGUACAUAGUUAACAGUGUUUUUGGUAAACCCAGUUUACACCCAGCUCAGCACUUGCCCAUAUAUAUCAGACUGAAUCAUUGCUGUUUUAAUAUGAUUUUAAUACUAUUGACAUGUGACCCAUUUGGUACCUUGGAAGACUUCACUUAUUAGAUGUAUUUAUCUGGACAUUUUCAUAGAUAUUUUUACAUGCGAUAUUUAUGAGGCAUUGAUAUCCCUUUGAGCAAAUGAUAUAAAACUACUGAAGUCCAAGUUCGCGUUUAUACAAAAAUGAAAAGCUAAUAUUUGUCCAUAGAACCAUCUUUUGUCUUUUGUAACACAACGUACUGUACCUAACCAAGCAUCAACAUAAUUUAAAAUAUCAGUAUUCCAGUAUAUUAAAUAUUCAACUUAACAUGUUAAAAAUAAAGCAUUUGUCGCAUUUACGUCACAUUUCAAGUUAUGCAAUAAAUUAGGUUUUAAUAAAUGUAUUAAAAUAAUGAAGGCAUUAGACGCUUCUCAAUGGCAGAUCCCUGUUCUCACCAAUAUUUGAGCAGAGUGAAGCGGAAUAUAGUGUAUCAAGCUUUACUGUGAAGACAGGCCCCCACACUGGGGCUGUUAUGCAAAUAUUUGUCAUGAUGCUUAGAGUCGUGUUCUUUAAAAAAAUGGGCAUCUUUGUUUAUUAUAAAAUUGCCUUGGUGGCUACUUAUAAAUAACAGAUCAGUAAAAGGCAAAAAAGACACACCGACAAUCUACAGAGAAAGACAUUUCUGUCACAGUGUAAACUGAACAGAUUGGUACUGAAAUUCUGAUUUGUAUGCUGUGGGAUAUAUGAAUGGUUCACUUCAUUAUUUUGAUUGCUGGUUAACCCAAGCUGAUAGCUGUAGAACACAAACACAACUGUUAUGAGUACAAACUGUCCAAAUGACAAGUUAAGCAUUUAUGUUAGGAUACAGAAAUCACUCCACUUAACCUUCUCCAUCUGGUCAUUCACAGUUUACUAUCGGAUCCAGCGAAAUAUUAAAAGGACUUUCAAAUGAACUUAGAAAGUAAAUGGACAGUACAGUAUUGGAGUACAAACAUCACUAACAAAGGGAUUUUUUAAACAAUAAAAUGCUAUUUUUGGCAUUAUGGAUCAAGACCAAGGGCUGAUUUAUUUUAGCAAGAUUAUAGACACAGCUAAGAUUUAUAGUCUUUCAUCGAGUUGUCCUGUGUCCUGCACAAAUCUGUAUGCAACUUUAAACAAUGUGAUUAGUUUUAUCUAUGAGGCCAAACUGCAAUACUACCAAUAACUCAAUAGUUCAAUACAAAUUGCUUUCAGGAACAGCAGACUGUAACUAUUAAAAGGUACUGCAAUGGGUUUAUACAUUCUCAUCCAUUCACCUGGGUCCUAAUGUUUUGUAAUGUACUAUUACAAUUAUGAAACACAUUUUGUUUGUUUAUAUAUGUGACACUUAUUGAAAUUUCUAAUUAUACCAAUGAAAUAAACUCCCAUAUGCCCAAUAGAGCUAACUCAGCCAGGGUUGCUAUUUUCAGACCGUUUAUAUGAUGCUGGAAUGAAAAACAGAAUCUCACACUAUGCACAGUUCCCCAAUAUAACCACACGCCCCUCCAAGCUGGCCAGGUGACUGACAUCCAGUCCCUGGCCGAGGCACGCCUGCUCAGUACACGCGAUCCCUCGGUCUUGUUGAAGAAAAUGUGGUAGUUGUUUUUGUCUAUUUUUUUUCUCCUGGGGAAAAAAAUAUAUCGAUACGACAAAAAGCUUUUGUAUUGCUUGGCCACUGAACAGCUGUAUGAUGUAAACAGUCUCAGUAUGUCUCCACCACUGUGCAACUAUUAAAAGACUUUAAUAAAACACAUUUCUAAAAAUGGC